Messenger RNA from Fomitopsis serialis, 1471 nucleotides. RefSeq lists its product as uncharacterized. Gene Ontology annotation, molecular function: protein binding. The record is from RefSeq and is a predicted model, not a curated record. The transcript is spliced from 5 exons. Lineage: Eukaryota; Fungi; Basidiomycota; Agaricomycetes; Polyporales; Fomitopsidaceae. The coding region runs from base 350 to 1471 and encodes 373 amino acids.
GCGUCGAGGUCAGCGUGUUUUUUGUGAUUUGAGUCACAAUUGCUUUUUAUUCCCGAACUUUACACAGAAGUAUCGGUGACCUGGGCACGUAUGCACACCCACGCGCAAAAGUGGCUGUCAUCGAUGUCCAGUACUGUAUCCGUACAGCAACACUCAAAGUUUACCUCCAACUUGAACAUUGAUAACUGCCAAAGUUGAGGAGCCCAUUGCACCGUAUUCACACACGCGGGUAGAAUCCUUUCGAACGACCUGCCAGUGUGCAGCAUUCCCAUCAGCCUGAGGCCGACGCAUUCCAUACCACAUAUGGCGGUGGAAUCAAGUGGUCGCCCCGUACGCCUAGCCUUCCGCGAUGCGGACUCGCGGGGCAAUCGAAGACGAGAUCGUCUACCAAUCAAACUACCUGGCAGUGCUGAAAACGCAUCUGUACACCGUCGCACCUAUCUCUGUGCUUCCUCCGGAGGUCCUUUGCGAGGUCUUCUUGCACAUCGCGGCUAGCAUCGUUGGUGGUCAGAGUGCGUACCUCAUGCCUCCGCCAUCCAGCUGGAUGGGCGUAUCCCAUGUCUGUAGACACUGGCGCUCCGUUGCGUUGAGCUGCCUUGCUCUUUGGAGCGAUAUAAUGGUGUCGACAUUGCCGCCGACUCGGACGGAGUGGAUGGCGGAGGUGCUGGAACGAUCUAAAAGCGCACCUCUCGCCGUUGCCAUCACUGCGUGGAAGUCCGACGUCACGUCGGAGCCUCAGCUUCCGGAGGAGGCGAUAGCGAUGGUCCUCUCGCACAUGACGCGCGUCCUGGGGCUGCUGGACGGAGCUCAGGCUGCUCCGCAGCUCGAAUCACUGUCGAUUGAUUGCUAUGGGGUGUGGACCGACUCGGUGGUAUCGUUUCCACAAUUGACGCACUUGACUGUCACCUGCGAAUCGUAUCUGCUACCUGCACUCAUGGAUAUCGAAGAGCUAGUGAUGCGGUAUGCACUAAAGGCGUCCGCCGAAACGACGGCGAUCCCGGAUUUCUCGAUUCAAGUCGCUCUUCCCCGCCUGCAAGCCUUAGAGAUCGCUGAGACCGUUACCAACGGCCUAUGUCUUCUCAACCAUUUGGAAACCCCCUCGCUCUCGCGACUGUGCUGGCUGGUGGACGGCGGCCCAUCUCCAGAGUCAUUUUACCCCAUACUCGUUGCCGCUAUUGUUCCUAAGGCAUCCAAUCUCCAGACCUUCCGCACCCUUGAGAUCGCGAUUGACCCCGACCUGUUAGGGAGCGGUGACUACGUACGCGUUCUAGCCUAUGAAAACGUCUACAGCGCGGCCAACUUGAAAGACUUUGACGGAGAGAUAACGGGCAUUAUAGAGGCUCGGCCUGCGUUGCACUUACAACUGAAGUCCUUGCAGCCCGAUAGGGUGUCUGACCUUUGCCGGCUCCUUCCCAUCGAUGAUCCACACUUCUUGGGCAAACCAGCAACGUCACAAAGAUUUGCGCCAUGA